Cynoglossus semilaevis (tongue sole) is the source of this 3663-nucleotide messenger RNA. It is a transcript of the gene mrm2, whose product is annotated as mitochondrial rRNA methyltransferase 2. The coding region runs from base 78 to 827 and encodes 249 amino acids. Gene Ontology annotation, biological process: RNA methylation. Gene Ontology annotation, molecular function: rRNA (uridine-2'-O-ribose)-methyltransferase activity. Gene Ontology annotation, cellular component: mitochondrion. Lineage: Eukaryota; Metazoa; Chordata; Actinopteri; Pleuronectiformes; Cynoglossidae. The transcript has 3 exons. The record is from RefSeq and is a predicted model, not a curated record.
GUACGGACGCCUUCAACGAUAGUACUCAUUCAGACCAAUAGAAAGUCCCGUGUGACCUAAGUACACACUAGUAAACAAUGUGGUACCCUUGGCGUCAGUGUGUUAAAAAUAUUCACUUUUCAUCUCGGUGCUUAGCCAAAAAAUUAAAAGGGAAAACAGUAGCGGAGCAGCGGUGGUUGGCGCGGCAGGUAAAAGACCCAUACGUCAAAGCUUCACGCGAACUCAACUUCCGGUGCAGAAGUGGCUUUAAAUUGAUAGAAAUUGACGACAAAUUCAGGCUCUUACAUGCCGGUGACAACGUGGUGGAUUGUGGAGCUGCACCUGGAGCCUGGAGUCAGGUGGCCGUACAAAGGGUCAACUCAGCGGGGACAGACCCAGACCUUUUACGUGGCACAGUCAUUGGCAUUGACCUCCAGCACAUCGCAUCUCUAGACGGUGCCAACUUCCUAUCCUGUCAUGACGUCACUGCACCCUCAACACACAAAAAGCUACAGAACUUGCUUCCAAACGGCCAGGCUGACGUCAUCCUGAGCGACAUGGCACCGAAUGCCAGCGGAUUUAGAGAGAUGGACCAUGAGAAGCUCAUCACGAUGUGUUUGUCUUUGUUAGAGUUGUCAGAGGCGAUUCUGAAACCUGGCGGCUCUCUGCUGUGUAAAUACUGGGAUGGGAUCUACGCCCAGAGACUCCAGGAGAAGCUCUCAAGUGUGUUUGGUAGCGUUCGACCUCUAAAACCAAACGCCAGUAGAAAAGACUCUUCAGAAAGAUACUUCCUUGCUGUUUCAGCAGACCUGCAGAAAAACGCCGGCAGCAUAAAUGUAGUGCUGUGAAAAACUGUGAAAGAUGGCUGUGGGAGAAGGUUUAAGGAGACAUGGGAGGAACAAAACACCAGCAGCAGAACACAAACACGGCGCUAUGCAUCUCCAGCGGACUGACAUUUAGUGGCGAGAGCGGAUGGAAACGGAGAACUUAUACAUCCAACUCUGCAAUUGAUAUUGUUAAUGUGGAUUUUCUCUGGGUGAGAUAUAGUCUACAUUUUUUUCAGAGUACAGCAGAGCGAAAACUUCAGCCCGGCUCCAGACAAAUGGUUUGAGGCCAUAAAGUAGAAAAUGGAUGUCCUGCUCUCUCACUGUUCUUAAGUAUGGUUUCUCUCCUCUUUUACAAACUGAGCCAAAACAACAUUUCUUCCACUCAUGCUGGUAAAUGUAAUAAACCUCCUGAAGGGGGGGGGGGCAGCACUGGUGAGAAGCUUUAAAUUCUUGUUAACAUGAGGUCAGUUCUGAAGCUGCAGGAACUCAGGAAAACUAAACACUAAAAGGAAUCAAGUGUAUUAUAUAUUCACUCUACUCAUCAGCGUUGCCAUCAGGGGGUAUAGCUCAGUGGUAGAGCAUUUGACUGCAGAUCAAGAGGUCCCCAGUUCAAGUCUGGGUGCCCCCUGUACAUUUUGAACAACUGACAAUAAGUUACUUUGUAUUCAGACAACUCUUUGUUGAAUGCCCAGUCCAUUAUAUUCAUACCAAAUGUGCAGUUAUUAUAGUAUCAGCAAUGAAAAAAGUAUACGAAUUUGCUGUUCAAACACUCGGUUACAUGAAUGACAAAGAGUUGAUGCAUUACAUUUGAAACGAAUUACCCUAGUGUGGGACCAAUGAGAGACUUUGGUUCAAAAACAUCUUUUUGUUUUUAUCAUUAGAAGUUACUACGCAACAAGAACUCCUUCCUAAGGAGAAAGACAAACAGCGCCUUCAUUUUUAUCAGACCCUUUUUCUUCUUUUGAAAAUAUGAGAAAAUAUAUUCUGGUUUGUUCUCCCUCCGACAGUAGGUUGUGUGAUUAAACAACAGCGCCGUGUUUAAACCAGUGCCAGAUUCAUUGGUGUUCUUUUUUUAAACACUAUUUUACAACAAAGACUAACCUGGACAAAAGUAUUGAUCUAAGUUUUAAUUGGAUUUUUUUUUAAAUUUCAUUUCCCUUUUAAUUAACUUGUCCUGGGACAGAUGGAGGAAAAAUCUCAUGGGAACCACGACUCUGAUCCGUCCUUGUUGAUGGAAAAAGCUGUGGCUUUGAAUUAAGUCUGGGCUGAAGACCGACGCUGCAGGGGCUAAUUGUAUGAAAUCCUAAUAAAACGUCCACUUUUACCUUCACCAUUUUGGCUUAAUAUAAUAACAAUAAAGAAAAUGUAUUUAACACGUUUAACCAGCGUUGACAGUCACCAGUGACUUUGGGAUUUUUGCUGGGGUUUUAGCUAAUGCUAAUUCAAACCAGAGGCUUUAGAGAAUCAUAAAGAGGAGUCUGCUGGAUUUCACCGGCCGCCUUAAUGUUUUUGUGAAGUUGCUGCAGGCAGGAUUUGACAUGGUUUCAGAGCUGGUGCCCCCUGGGGUCCAUGUCAGAACUGUGCAGAGCGGUGGUUCGUACAACCUGAGGUGUUGAUCUGGGCUUUGUGUUUCAUCAAACACUACACACUGGAGGAAAUUCUGUUUUUAAUAGAUGAUUUUUUUUUCUUUUUUUGGCGACUUGAAAGAAGUUUAAGUGACAUUUUGGAUCAUUUCCAGUACAUUUUUACGCAAUGCUAUUGCUAAUUCUAGCUAACUUUUAGCCAUUUUUUGGACUGUCUACUUCCGACCCCAAAUAACUGUAGAUGGAUUUCGACUUAGGCAACGACAAAAACAAACACUCACUGUGACAUUUAGCUUGUUUUUCUGUUGUUAGUUUCUCCCGCUUGUGAUUAACUUAUCUCCUUCCUGAAAGUUACAAAACUCCUCCGCUCAGGCGGGGCGUGGAGGAGGAGGUUGUCCCAUUAGCAGCAGGAGAGGAGGACCUGACAGGGCAUCUAACGCUAUCUGAGAGCGGAGAUCAGCAGGAGGCUGAUGAAUGUGGAGGAAAAACACACAUCCUCAUUGUUAUGCUCGAGCGGGGAAUUAUAUUUGUUACAGCUUUUUAAGCUUUGCUCGAUUCCAGCUGUGAUUUUAAAUAUUCAUACAAUUUGCGGAGCGGAGUGUUAAAGUUAAAGGACUCCUUAAUACCAGGAUUGUGUGGAUUUUUUUAAAAGUCUUAAGUGUUUACGUGCACGUUGCAAAACAUGUCACUCACGUGAUGAUAAUGAUUGGGCUCGUUUCUUGUUUACGUCUCUGCGGGGAGGAUAGAAAAAAAAAAUCAAACCCGAGUUUGUCUCUGAGGAAAACAGUCGGUAGGAUUCGCGGAGAGUUUCUCUCCACACCGUCGGUUGUUGCCCUGGGAUGUUUCUUGUUUUGCUGUACUGCCACAGGAACCUGCGUGAACAAAAAAGACUUUGAAGAAAACUAUAUAAGAAGCAGCUAAUGACGAUCCGAUGUUCUAACUGUGAUCCUGAUGAGAGCAUUAUAAGGAUCAAGGGCCCCAUGCGAGUCGAUUUCUAUAUUUUACCGCCGCGAAAACAAAGAGGAGAUCAUUGCAUUCACAAACAUCAGCAGGGAAGCCGCGGAAACAAGAAAAGAUGGAUGUGCGCGGCGACAGGGCCGAGUGAGGUUGACGGUCAGGAGACGGUGAGAGGUGAGGGGCGGCCUGAUGAGACGUGGAGCAGCACCUGAGUCCCAUUAACUCUCCAUAUCUGUCCCCAACCUUCUGCAGCAACGCGGCCCGUUCCCACCGCCACACCAUAUGGUGGCUUCAUCUUCUGCAACACAUCCAUUUAU